GACAAAUAUUUAUGUAUUGACAUUUAUUGACAGUAGUGUCUAGCAACUGCAAACUAACAUACUGUUAAACUGAUUAAAAAAUGAAGGGGAUUUUAAUUUUUGAUCAUCUCAACGAUGUUCUUUUUACGAAGUGCAAUAAAAAAUUCGCUAAUCACAUACAGAAACUAGCUAGGACUCAAGGAUUGAUUUCGGAGAAUAAGAAUUCAGAUGACACAGACUCAAGGCUUAAUCCAAAUGUCAUAAUGCAAUUGUUUUCACCUAUUGUUACAUCUCAGCAUGUAAUGGCUUCUCAGUUCGGUAAUUCUUAUACAUCAAUGAAAUGCCAUGAUGGUACAAACAUGGUGUUCGAUGAAUUUAUGGGAUAUACUUUUAUUUAUAUUUCUUUGGAAGAUGUAGAGUUAAUGAAAAGAAUGUUGGGCGUAUGUGUAGCAAUUGUUAGGCAUGUCUGUGGACCAGAUGUUGGAAUAUUGAAGAUAAGCAGACAAAAAGUAUGCUUAGUUUCCUCCUUGUUAGAUGCAUGGGUGCAUUUAAGAGAUUGUGAACAAAGUAUGCUUACAGAAGCAAUAGAACAAUUAUCAAUAAACACUGAUUUAGGAGUAUCAAUAUUAAAAGUAUUACAUGAUGCUUGUGACAAAUUAAAGACUCAGUCUGAAUUUUCUAAUGUCCACAUUUUAAUAUUGGUGGAACAGAAGUUUUUAUCAUUAUAUUCCAGUAAAAAUGCCCAUGACUUAUAUGCUUCUGACAUAUUGAUGAUGAUGCUCAUGUGUUGGGUAGUCAGUCAAAAACGAAAACGCGAUUAUGAAACUGGGCUAAAUAGCAGUAAUGAUGACGACCGUAAUGAUAUUCUCUUGCCUGACAAUAGUUCUUCCAAAGAGGAGCAACUGACUUUUGGAGCAAAGCUUUCAAAUCCUACUUCGGAAGACAUUACAAACUUAUUUAGAGGGUCAAGAGAAUCUUCCAUCAAUGAAGGUUUAUAUUCUUUAAUGGAUGAUGGCUUGUGCAGCAAUCUAAUCCUGCUUGGGUCUGAGCAUGAUUACACUGCUAAUGCAGUACAUAUUUUCGAAUUAGCCGAUGGUAUUAAUCUGGUCAUGAUAGUGGAAGUUACUAAUCUUGCUACAUCAUCUGGAUUAUAUGAUAGUUUUUAUUAUUUAAAUAUCAUCAAUGGUCUGCAACUUCAAAGGGAUAUUGACGAGUUAAGGCCAGCAUUUGAAAAUUUUGACUUGGCAAUGAAGAAGGCAUUAGAUGGAAUUAAGAAGAAUAGGGCGAAUGUUAGUAACGAUGUAGAUAUGUGUCAGAGAAGGUUGCAGGUAAAGUGGGAGUUUGUUAGGAAAAAAUAUAUGGAUCUCUUGAAAUCUAGGGAUCCAGAAUCUAUUCUUCAGAUUGAAUCCAAUACAUCUGGCUUCACAGACAAUUUGAAAGAAUUAUACAGACUAACGUGUUUUGACAAGAACUUUUUAAAACACGGCAUUGAUGUGCUUACAACUGUAGGUAGACUUGUUCGUCAAAAACUGAACGAUUUCAGUGAUUUUCUUAAAGUGAAAGCAUUGAAGAACUUCACCCUUGGAUCGAGAACUUCCCUAACCAUCAAUAAAUAUUUAGAAGAGUUUCCAGGCCUUGUGCAUUUCAUAUACAUAGACAGAACCACUCAUCGGCUGACAGCGCCGACAUUAGACUUCACAAAUCCCGAAACUCUCACUCUUACAACCAAAAAGAUUUGGAAUAUGGUGAAACAAAGUAGAAUGCAUUUAGAAGAAGGACACUUAUCGGUCAUGUGGAAAGAUACAACAUUCAAUUAUGCCUACUUCUUAUGGUUUGAGGACAGUUCAGGAUCACCAUUGAAGUGUAAAGUUUAUUUGAACCAUAUAAUGAAAAAUUUUCCAGUGCCAGGUAUAUUUUGCGGAGAUUACUAUAGAAAAUUAGCGGAAACGUGUUUUCCGAAGUUAUCCGCAAAUAAAAUCAGAAUCUACGAACUCUAUUGCGUUCACCUUGGCUUGGCAACGUCUUCGUGCGUUUUGGAACAUUCCAGGAGACUCGCGGCUACUAUAUGGGAAGUCACAGGUGUCCCGAAUAAUCCUGCCGACAUACUUUAACAACAUUCCAAUCGAAGUAUUUCUGUACAAAACAAAAACUGAAGUUCCCCUUUAACGCAAAUAUCUUACGCUACGAUUAGUAUUUAGAAGAAAAAAAAACUAUUUAAAAAGACUUUUAAUUACUUGUGAAGUACUUAACGCACGUAUUAAUUCGAAUAUUUAUAAAACAUAGUAAUUAAAACCGUCAGUAUUUAUUUUAUACAUUAAAUACUUAAAAAUGUAAUGGCACGGUGUUAAAAC
Dufourea novaeangliae is the source of this 2330-nucleotide messenger RNA. It is a transcript of the gene HPS1, whose product is annotated as Hermansky-Pudlak syndrome 1 protein homolog. Gene Ontology annotation, cellular component: BLOC-3 complex. The coding region runs from base 81 to 2090 and encodes 669 amino acids. Gene Ontology annotation, biological process: vesicle-mediated transport. Gene Ontology annotation, molecular function: guanyl-nucleotide exchange factor activity. The record is from RefSeq and is a predicted model, not a curated record. The transcript is spliced from 8 exons. NCBI's taxonomy places the organism in Eukaryota, Metazoa, Arthropoda, Insecta, Hymenoptera, Halictidae.